CCGCGCCCCAGCCGCGCCGCCGCCGCCGAGCCCGGCCCCGCCGCCGCCGCUGCGGAUUGCAGCCCCUCCCCCGCCCGGCCCGCGGCCCGGCCCCUGCGGCCCGCGCGGAGCGGACGCGCGUGGCGCUGCCCGGUGGGACCAUCCGUGAAGCUGGUGCCAGGAUGCCCCGGGGGUGUGGAUGACCGGCCGCCCAGCCCCAGCACGGCCCGGUCCCGCAUGCCACCGCCCCGCGAGGACCACUCUCCGAGGGCCGCCUGGGGCCCCGCGCGCCCGUAGUCUCCUAACCCGGAGCCCUCGGCAGCCCAUUCCUGCCUGGCCACCCGGGGCGGAGGAGGCGCUGGAGUGAGCCGCCCGAGGCCGCAGAGCAAGCAAGUGGCUGACCGCGGAAAGACCCCAGGGAAGGGGCUUUGCGGCCGGCUAGAAACAUUUUCUCCAAGAGGCUCCGCAAAAUGACCAGCCUGUUCCGCCGGAGCAGCAGCGGCAGCGGCGGGGGUGGCACAGCCGGGGCGCGCGGGGGCGGGGGAGGCGCGGCCUCCCCCCAGGAGCUCAACAACAGCCGGCCGGCCCGCCAGGUGCGCCGCCUGGAGUUCAACCAGGCCAUGGAUGACUUCAAGACCAUGUUCCCCAACAUGGAUUACGACAUCAUCGAAUGCGUGCUGCGCGCCAACAGCGGUGCUGUGGACGCCACCAUCGACCAGCUGCUGCAGAUGAACCUGGAGGGCGGUGGCGGCGGCGGCGGCGGCGGCGGUGUCUAUGAGGACAGCUCCGACUCGGAGGACAGCAUCCCUCCAGAGAUCUUGGAAAGGACUUUGGAACCCGAUAGCUCGGAUGAAGAGCCACCGCCUGUGUACUCCCCGCCAGCCUACCACUUGCACGUGUUUGACCGGCCCUACCCUCUGGCUCCCCCGACUCCGCCUCCCCGUAUUGAUGUGCUGGGCUCUGCAGCCCCUACAAGCCAGAGACGCUAUCGGAACUGGAACCCACCACUACUGGGCAACCUCCCGGAUGACUUUCUCCGCAUCCUGCCCCAGCAGCUGGACAGCAUACAGGGUAAUGCUGGGGGCCCCAAGCCUGGGAGUGGAGAGGGAGGUCCGCCUGCCAUGACUGGGCCAGGGCCCCGAGACCAGGAGAGCCGCUGGAAGCAGUACCUGGAGGAUGAGAGGAUCGCGCUUUUCCUACAGAACGAGGAGUUCAUGAAGGAGCUGCAACGAAACCGCGACUUCCUCCUUGCCCUGGAGAGAGAUCGAUUGAAAUACGAAUCCCAGAAAUCUAAAUCCAGCAGCGUGGCUGUCGGAAACGACUUUGGCUUUCCGUCUCCUGUCCCAGGAACUGGCGACGCCAACCCCGCUGUGUCUGAAGAUGCCUUAUUCAGGGACAAGCUGAAACACAUGGGAAAAUCCACCCGGAGGAAGCUGUUUGAACUUGCCCGAGCCUUCUCAGAGAAGACCAAAAUGAGGAAGUCAAAGAGGAAACACUUGUUGAAGCAUCAGUCCAGGCUGGGGGCUGCCGCGUCAACAGCCAACCUCCUGGAUGAUGUGGAGGGCCAUGCGUGUGGUGAGGCUGGAGGGGAGUCACGAAGACUUCCGGGGACGGCAUCAGGAGGUGCCCAAGGUGGAGGAAGGCCUGCGAGAAGGACAGUAAGAGGAACCAGUGACCAGGAAAGACCAUUGGGCUCCUUUGAAAAAGACUCCUCCCAUCCCCUUUUUCCCUCUGCCAGAUGCCAGCAGCUCUUCCUUGCCAGAGAUGAUCUGAACCGGUGGGGGCAGCUGGAAAGCAACACUGGCUCCCAGCUGAAGGGCCCAGCUGCAGCCGGACAGAUGGUGCUUGAGAACCGAGGCCCAGUGAUCCUCCAGCCACAGUCCAGCCCAACCACUGCCACUUUCCAUGGGACUUAGAACUUCCGAGUUGCUGCCUUGCAAUUGGAGGAAGGACCUGGGGCCCCUAGAGGCAGCAGCCAAUUACAGCUCCUUUUGUAGCCAGGCGUUCCUAUGGUCAAUGAGUGGAAAUGCAGGAACCAACCUCCCUUGAAAAAAAAAAAAAAAUCCAGAAAGCAGAUAAAAAUUGGAAUAUGGAAAAGGGCAAGAUGACCCCACCAGAGGCUCUUUGGCCAGAAGGUGGAGUCCCUGCCUCCCUCCGUUCCCUAUCUGUCCUGUCACAGACUCUGCCUGACCCCCUGUCCACUUCCUCAGCUCCCUCCAGGCACUCCCUUCCAGGGCCUCCCAUAUCUCAGCCUUCCCCCAGGGCUGCUGGCCCAGCACACAAGCCCUGCACCCAGCCUGAGUGGGAGGUCCCCGGCCAGUCCCGCAGGCACUCUGAGGCGCUAUGGGCUGCUGCAGAGAGCAUCUCUUGACUGCCCCAUCUGGCCUCAUCAGGCUGCUGCUGUUGGGGAUGGGCUCACUCCCAGCAGCUCCCCAUCACACAGCAGGGGUGGGGAGGGUGGCCACCCCAGGGUGGCAGGGUCUUUAAUUCGGCAGCAGACAAAAGCCAGGUCUGGAGUCACACCACAGUGGAGGCUCACAGGGGCUCUGACUCCCCAGCUGGACUGGAAGCCCAGCUGUCCGAGGGUGGACAGCAGUGGGCCCUGGAGUGACCCCUUUGAGCAGGUAGCAGGGCUGAAGAGCAAGGCGGAAAGGCCGCCAGCCUGGGUGGGAGCGCCUAGGGCAGAAGGGCUUGCUGGGUGCCCCUGAGAAGGGCGGGUGAUCUGAGGAGGAGAAGUCUGAUUCUAGGAAGGCUUACAGGGCACUCACCACUGCCACGGGGAGGGAGGCUGCCCAGCCCGUGGCCCCGCCCUGGACAUGGGAGCGCGCAGACCUUCUGGAGAGCCGGGAAGCCUGGGCAGGCACGAGGCUUCGGCGCGGCUUCGGGAGGUUGGGAGUGGGAUCCGAUCCUUGGCGCGGCCCUGGUGGCCUCAGUGACCCCAAGAUCACAAGGGCGUAGCGAAGGCGAGCCGGCGAUUGCACCUCGUCCCACCCACCCUGCCCGGACUCCCGACGCCGAGCUUCCCCUCUCUGGGGAGGGCCGGGACGCGCCGCCGCCGCCGAGCGUGACCAAGUUUGGAAACGCGCACGGCGCUGGGACGCUGGCUCAGGGGCCCUGCCGAGGAGCGGCUGCCCCCUCCACUGCGCCUCGCGCCAGGCCUGGGGUCCUGGAGGGAGGGGAAGGUCUCCGAGGAGUGCCUCGGGUCCCCAGCUCGAGUUCCCGACGGGUCUCUGAGCCUUCCCCGCGCCAGGACCGGGCGCGCUGCGGGGGAAGCCCCAGCCCCACGUCUGUGAGUGUUGCUUGUUAUUUUUUUUCCUCCUAUGUGUGGGUUUUUUCUUGGAGCUGUUUCAUAGGAAUUCCUGUAAUAAAGAGUUGGUGUUCUC
Molecule: messenger RNA, 3362 nt
Organism: Chlorocebus sabaeus (green monkey)
Lineage: Eukaryota; Metazoa; Chordata; Mammalia; Primates; Cercopithecidae
Source: RefSeq, a predicted model, not a curated record